ACAGAUUUGAAAAACUGUGAAUCCGUCCUUGAAGUCCAAUUUCACGCUGGGAACUCAUGUCCCAUGCAUAUUCAGUUUAAUCUGUUUCCCUCCACCUGUCGGUCAUGCAGCCUUUGCAUUAGUUUCGGAGCAGCUUCAGAGCGCUCAUUGGUUCAGGAGGAGGUGGCCAGACAGAGCAGUAUCGGUUUCACACCCUCCUCAUUCCCCUGCUGUUUCUCCUCCUUCACAAUAAUCAAUUGUUCCUCUGCCAAAAAGAUGAUAUGCCAUGUGGGUGAAACUGCACAGAGCGAUGACUUUUAAGCAACGAGUUCCUUUCACAGUUUGAAGAGGAAAGAUGAGUUUUUCAGCUGCGGACAGAUUUAAUCUUGUACAAUAGACGAUCUUCGGCGGCGCUGGAGUCUACAGGUGCACGCCGGAAGUGACGUCGGCCGCUCGCUCACAAGACUCACUGGAUUGGACAGUAAAUAGACGGACCGAGAGAGAGCAGACUGACAUCUCCGAGGCACUCAACGGCGCUAAACGCUGAAAAGCAAGACCAUAAACUGAAUCUGAGCCCACCGCGCACUCAGCACACCUCUGAGAUGCUCAGAAACCACCUGACAGGUGCUGCGGGAGUCAGAGGAAUGUCUGUCAUUCUCCAGCCUCUCUCCCUGCUUUUUGUGAUGUUUUUCUCCGUCCUGACCAUCAGUUCAGCCUUUCUCCCCGGGGUUUUUUUUUCACAUCUCUGGCUCGGAGCGGAGAGAGGACCAUGAAUCUGAGCUCUGUCUGCUGUAAUUUUCAACAUUCAGACAAACCAGUGCGUUAGGACGCCCCCCACUCAUCAUCACUCGGCAGCCCAUGCACAUGCAUGACACCAUGGGUAGCUCCCCCGAGGUGCUCUCAUGGACUUCCUGCCCCAGUCUGUUGGUGGGCAAGCUGAAGGAGGAGCUCAAACUUACCGUGGUUGGGGACGCCAUGAAGAAAUCAAACACGCCCAACUCCCAACCCCAGCCUCCUCAGGCCCCUCCCUCUAAUUUACCCCCUCAGAUUAUCACAGACCUGGCCCCGCCAACACACCUGCCCGUUCCCCUGCAGACGCUGCAGACGCCUGGCCAGGAUGAGGACUCAGUGCUGGGGGGUUUAAGUCCCCCAAACACAGCCUUGAGCGUGGACUCGACGCGAAGCGAGGGUGGGCAUUUUGACAACAGUGUGCUCCAGCUGCAGGAGCAGGACCAUGAGGAAGCCGGGUCGCCGGCGUCCUGCGAGCACGGCGGUUGUGGCAGUGGAAUGGAAGAGCAGAUGGGAGAAGGGGACUGUCCUAUGGACCACAAUGGAGAGGGGAGACAAAGCCACCCACAUCACCCUGAUGACAUCAAGCUGCACUUCCACAGAGCGGGGCCUGGGUCCGGUGGCUUCCUGGAGGGGCUGUUUGGCUGUCUUCGUCCAGUCUGGAACAUCAUAGGAAAGACCUACUCGACAGAAUACAAGCUACAACAGCAAGACAUGUGGGAGGUUCCGUUUGAGGAAAUUUCUGAGCUGCAGUGGCUGGGUAGUGGUGCACAAGGAGCCGUUUUCUUGGGCAAAUUUCGCUCCGAGGAGGUGGCCAUCAAGAAAGUGCGCGAGCAGAAGGAGACAGACAUUAAACACCUGCGAAAGCUCAAGCAUCCCAAUAUCAUCAGCUUCAAGGGCGUGUGCACCCAGGCACCUUGUUACUGCAUCAUCAUGGAGUACUGCGCCCAGGGCCAGCUCUAUGAGGUGCUGAGGGCAGGUCGGAAAGUGACCCCCAGGCUGCUGGUGGACUGGGCCUCAGGCAUCGCCAGUGGCAUGAACUACCUACACCUCCACAAGAUCAUUCACAGAGAUCUCAAAUCUCCCAAUGUUUUGGUCACCCACAACGACUCUGUGAAAAUCUCUGACUUUGGAACGUCCAAAGAGCUCAGUGACAAAAGUACAAAGAUGUCAUUCGCUGGUACGGUGGCCUGGAUGGCGCCAGAGGUGAUAAGAAAUGAACCUGUGUCUGAAAAAGUAGACAUCUGGUCAUUUGGAGUUGUGUUAUGGGAGCUGCUGACUGGAGAGAUUCCCUACAAAGACGUGGACUCCUCUGCCAUCAUUUGGGGUGUUGGCAGCAACAGUCUUCACCUUCCUGUUCCCUCAACCUGCCCGGACGGUUUCAAAAUCCUCAUGAAACAAACAUGGCAAGGCAAGCCCAGGAAUAGACCAUCUUUUCGUCAGAUCCUCCUACACCUCGACAUCGCCUCCGCUGAUGUUCUAGGAGCUCCUCAGGAGACGUACUUCAAGUCUCAGGCUGAAUGGAGGGAGGAAGUGAAGAAACAUUUUGAGAAGAUCAAAAGCGAAGGCACCUGUAUCCACAGGCUUGAUGAAGAGCUGAUCAGACGCAGGCGGGAUGAACUCAGGCACGCACUGGACAUCCGGGAGCACUAUGAGAGGAAACUAGAGAGAGCCAACAACCUCUACAUGGAGCUGAGUGCCAUCAUGCUGCAGCUGGAGGUCCGAGAGAAGGAACUAAUGAAGAGAGAGCAGGCAGUGGAGAAGAAAUAUCCUGGGACCUACAAACGCCACCUGGUCAGACCCAUCGUCAGGUCCAACGCUGUAGAGAAGCUCAUCAAGAAGAAAGGAAGCAUUUCCCACAAAGCUGGGUUACCUCCCGCCAAAAGGCCAGACUUGCUUCGUUCUGAUGGCAUCCCCAGUGUUGACCCUCUCCCCUCCCCCUCGCCACUAUCUGCCAGUCCAAAGGUGUCCACGCCACCUGGCAAAGCCCGCUACCGAAGCAAGCCCCGUCACCGCCGCGCCAAUAGUAAAGGGAGCCACAGCGAGUUCCCCGGGGUGCUGAAACCUGCUGCAGGGGCACUAGAAGACACCCAGUCGCUCCAGGAGCAGCCCUACCACCAUCAUCACCACCACCACCAUCACCACCACCCACCAACCGAGGGCCCCUUCCUCCCCUUGAAGGGCCGUGAGGAGGCCGUUGUCAACUGUGCCAACAACCUGCGCUACUUUGGCCCCGCUGCUGCCCUCCGUAGCCCUCAGACUGACCACCUGCAGCGCCGUGUUUCAGGCUCCAGCCCUGAUCUCAUUUCCACCACAGUGGAUGCAGACACACGUCAACGGACUUCAUCCACCAGCUCCAAUCCCAUCCCAGGUGCAGGCGCUGGUUCUUUGUGUCCCUGCUGCCAGGCUCACCCUUUCCCUGGAUGCCUACACUGUCAGGAGACCCCUCCUGCAUCCAGCCACCCAGAGUUGCCCCACUACUCACUGCUUAGCACCCAAGAAGGCACCCAUUCUUCUUUAGGGGCUCCCAGCAAAGAUCCUGCUUCAGACGGCGAGGCCACAAACAAGGCCGAGUCUCAGGAGCAGGAGGCGUCCCAACACACACACACCCUGCCCACUGCACUGCCUCGCACUCUCAGACCUCUCAGGAAGGGUGGAGAUGAGUCAUCUGAAGAGGAAGAGGGGGAGGUGGACAGUGAAGUGGAGUUUCCAAGGAGACAAAGACCUCAUCGCUGUAUGAGCAGCUUCCAGUCUUACUCCACUUUCAGCUCAGAGAACCUGUCUGUGUCUGACGGAGAAGAGGGAAACACCAGCGACCACUCCCACAGCGGGCCUCUGGAGAGGAUGAGCGCCAGUCAGGAGGAGCACCUGGAUGAGCUGCUGUCACACACACCAGACAUCCCCAUCGACAUCUCCACCCAGUCAGAUGGCCUGUCUGACAAAGAGUGCGCUGUCCGUAGGGUCAAAACCCAGAUCUCCCUGGGCAAACUGUGCUCCGAUGAACACAGCUAUGAGAAUCCGCUACAGUUUGGGGACUCAGACUGCGAUUCAUCAGAAGCAGAGUGCUCUGAUGCCACCAUUAGAAACAAAAAAGUCGGGGCUCCUUCUUCGUGGUGAAUCCACCCGCAGGACUCUGUUCCGUUUUUGCCUGGAGGCCAUCGUGUCCCACUCUGCCCUGCAGAAAAUACAGCAAUAAAGAGGACAACAAAGCCCCCUUAUAGCAAAGCCCCCUGCAAUCUCUCCCAGAAACUCCCCCUUGCCCUUCCCCUCCUAAAACCUCCCCUCAUCUCUAGCACAGCAUCCAGGCAACCCAUGGCAGGGAUUCCCUUUUGAAUGAUAAUGUACAGUAGAUAGUGUAACAUUCAUAAUUUAUUUUUGUCUGAGUUUUGAAGGAAAAUUCAGGACAUCUGUAAAUUCUCUGAUCCAAACAGAACAGAGAGAAAGAAAAAAAAAGACUAAUAAAAGACACAUUUUGAAACUGAGCAUGGGCUAACUGUGUGUUAGAGAGAGACUGGGACUGGAUGAAGAUGCAGUUGAUGAUGAUGAGAAGUGUGAGGCUGACAGCUAGCAGUGAGGAGUCACAUCACUGUAGUUUUUGGCCUCUCAGGUGACUGACCCAGACUUUGAGCAUCACUACAAGCCUUUAUCUGGCUGCAGUCACUCUCUGCAUCUUAUUGAUUUAGACCGAAAACCCCAACCAACAAACACUCUCUCUUACUACAGUACGACCAACCUGCUUUAUCAUGAGUGCAGAGCCCUGUUACCCUGCCUCCCCCACCCACCUCCAUCCCGUCCCCACCAUGGCGGGUGGGGAACUGGGAGCUCAUGAAAACAGUGUGAACACCAGCAUGAACAACCUGCCUCGCAACCGGACUUCCUCCCCAACACCACCACACGUUUCUAGUCAUCAGGACCCUCACUGAACUGUCCUCGCAUGCCUGUGCAGCCUGCAAAAUGCAAAAGCUGCCAGAAGACUGCAUGAAGUGGACAAGCAAGCAGAGUGAACAGAGAUGAAGACUCAACUGACAGCUAAGGAAAAAAAUAAAUUAAGAAAAAAAAGAGACUCUUUCUCUGUGAUCCAGCUCGUCCUUUUCCUCAAGACGUCAUUGUCAUCAUCAAUCAGAUGUCAUGACCAGAGGUGUUGAGGGAGUUAUCAGUGUGUGUGUGUGUGUGUGUGUACACAAAGCCCCUUCCUCUCCAUUAGACAUUACAGUUUCAAGUCUCAUCUCAGGAUUGUUUGCGGACUGUUAGAAACAGGACUGGACCAAUUAUUGUAUGUUGGAAUGUUCUUUGAGUGGCACAUAUUAUGGACCGUGCAGGAAUAUUUAAAGGUCUUAUGGAUAGCCUUGAUGUUCAACCCUUUAUUGCUGUAACGAACAUUAAUGUUACGUAGAGAUGUAGACCCUUUUAGUUGCGCUCCAGGUGCAGUAUCCCAUUUCUUAAAGUCCCUCAGUGAAGCAUCUCAUGUACCAUUUUCUAGCAGGGUAAUUCAUACUAUCCAUGUGUGGCAUGGAACUGUGUAGGUGUCCAAAAAAUGCUAAGUGUGUCCUGUGCAAAACAGCAAUAACAUAGGUUGGGUGAGAAGAGGUUGCUCGCUCAGGAUCCGGAGCGUCUAGCUGGCUAGACACAACAUAGUGACUGCUGGCUAGUGGAGAGCAACAAGUCAAACAGCUUAUAGAUCCUAUAUUCUUAAAUUGUCCCAUUUUUGUGAACUCACCUUUCCAGAGUUUGAUGCUCAGGUUUUGUGUUGCUGAUUGAGAACGGGAGCAAUAUAUCAACAGCCACUUGAUGGCGACAGUUACAAUGACUUACAUUACCUUGUGUUAUGUAAAUGUCCUGGCUCCACUCCUUUUUUUCUACCCAACGCAGACCAUCCAAAUCCUAGAAGCCCAGCAAUAUUACUUUUUUUUUUUAGGUCUCGUUGUCUUUGAAAAGGGGAUACUGCAUCUGUGAGAGCUUUCUUAUUAUCCCUGUCUGAGUGUUUGUCAUUCACCUUAAUGAUUUUGCGGUUGAAAAAUAGCGAGCCAGGGUUGAAUUUAACGAUAAUGAUGUCAAGAUGUCAGCUCAAGUGUAUGCAGACGGCUGAGAUUCUUAAAUACGGAAUAUAAGCCAGAGACAAGGCCACAGAGCAUUAAGCUGCUCUUGGUUUUCAACAACCUCAUCUCAGUGUUAGUUACUCCUGUAUAUAAACAUCUGUAAAUGUAAUGUGACCUGUUUUUUUGUCCUCUCUCAUUAACGUAUCGCACAGCUCUGACAGAGCUUCGGGCUUCUGUCACCAACAACCAGCCGACUGGUUAAAAAUGAGCAGGAAAUUCUUUAAAGUGUAUUACAUCAGUAUUGAACACUGCAGGAGGUUGUGAGUCAUAUAAACCCAGUAUCACAAGGUGAAUCUAAAACUGUACUGAUGGAUAAUUACCUUUUGCUUGAAAGCUUUGGAAAGGCUUGGUACUGAAAAACAGCUGCUGCCUUUCCUUGAGCCUCCUUCAACCUUCUUCAUUCUGUUUACGUUUGUGUGAAAUAACCUAUAGUGUAUUGUAAUGACUGGGUAAUCCGAUCAAGCUGUUAACAUUGUCUUUCUGGCAUAUAUGCUGUGAAGUAUGAUUGUUGUAAAGUUUUUAAUUUAAUUUUGAUUCUUUUUGUUUUUUCUUUGUAGCUGGCCUACAUGAUUAUUGAAUUAAUUUAUUAUGAAUGACUGGUAAGGUGUAGUGUUCUUUUUAAUUUCAGGCAGCUUUAGAAACGUCAUGAUCUAUGAUUUCUCCUGAAAAGUAUUAUUUAAAGGAAGCACAAUGAAUUGGUAUGGGAAGAGGACAGUAUUUGUGUGGUAGAACGAAAGCAUCGUCAUAUCUUUGACCCUGCAGGGGACCGUUGAUCAAUUAGAUCGCCAUUGUAGAUGAUGUAUGGAUUUAGCAGACUUCACAUCAGUACACUGCAACAUCUGGUGUUACAAUAUUUUUCUUAUCAUAAUCACUUUUGUUUCAAACAUAAGCCAGUCAGAGGACUUUAACCGCAGGGUUAAUGAGACUGUAAGCCUGAAGGCAUGUGUGAUGCAGAUUUCUAUACUUCUGCAAUGACCCCUUCCUCUCAUUUUUAAUCAAAAAAACCCCCACUUACUUACAUUUGAAUUUCUGUGAAAUUGUCUCUAACUGUGGACAUCAUGUUGCCUCAUCCCAUGUAUCGAACAUCUGUUUCUUUGUUACUCUCAUUUCCAACCCCCCCUUCCUGUUGAAUGGCAUUACGAUCAACCAAUCCUGUCAGUUCCCUGUAUUAUCCAGUGUACAGUACAGUGGGUAUCUGGGAGAAUAAAAUCCGAGCAAGCAAGUGCAUGGAAUAAAUGCUGAUGUACUGUACCCAA
Messenger RNA from Thunnus maccoyii (southern bluefin tuna), 7120 nucleotides. It is a transcript of the gene map3k13, whose product is annotated as mitogen-activated protein kinase kinase kinase 13. The record is from RefSeq and is a predicted model, not a curated record. NCBI's taxonomy places the organism in Eukaryota, Metazoa, Chordata, Actinopteri, Scombriformes, Scombridae. Gene Ontology annotation, molecular function: JUN kinase kinase kinase activity; ATP binding. The transcript has 17 exons. Gene Ontology annotation, biological process: JNK cascade; protein autophosphorylation. Bases 838 to 3885 code for a protein of 1015 amino acids.